Messenger RNA from Cladophialophora yegresii CBS 114405, 2562 nucleotides. RefSeq lists its product as uncharacterized. The transcript has a single exon. Bases 1 to 2562 code for a protein of 853 amino acids. The record is from RefSeq and is a predicted model, not a curated record. NCBI's taxonomy places the organism in Eukaryota, Fungi, Ascomycota, Eurotiomycetes, Chaetothyriales, Herpotrichiellaceae.
AUGUCUCCUACACAGAUGCCAGGGUUUGCGUCGGCGUCAAGCUGGCGCGGUCGCCUUAUGCCGCGAAGACAGAGUCAGGAUAAACAAGCUGGCCCCAAGGAGAUUAGUCGAUGGUCGAAAACCACCACGGAGUCAGAACUGUCUGAAGCCCGGCUAGCACCGGUCUCGAAGAGGAGGAGCUUCCUUAAGAAGAAACAGAAUCAGAAAGAGAAUUCCAAAGAAGUCGACAACAACAGUCCGACAGACCCUUUCUACGACCCUGUCACGAAGCAACUCCAACCCUAUGGAGGAGACAUCCCUCGCAUCACUGCCAGUCGACCAGACGCCACAGGGGAGCCUCAAACAUUCCUUGAUGAUGCAUCAGACAAUGGGACCAUGGACAGCCCAACGAGCCCUGUCAUCCAGCGAGCCAGCAGUGUCCGAGUGAGCAGGCCUCAAGUCAUUCAGCACAGUAACAGCUCGACUCCAUCAGUGCCAAAACUGUGUCCUCCACAGAAAACCCCUUCUUCGGUGCACGACACGUCAUCUUUGUCAAAGCCUCCACAAACUCUAGGUGAAGAUCUGAGCAACCGUUCAACACCAACGGUGGAGAGACAUGACAACGAUAAUGCCCCGGGUGGACCGAUCGACGCCCUGAGAGCACUAGAAGGCAACGACAACAACCAGACAGAUGGCGACAUCACUGCCUUGCCACAGAUACCCGCCCAAGGCAGCCUCGAGCCCCGCGAGUCGUUGAGAGAAACCAUCGUCUCAUGGCCCGACACCCCAUCUCGACUUGAAGCACUCGACACGAUGCCCACGCCGAUGGGUGGAUUCGGGUCCAUGCGCAUCCUUCGCGCUUCAAACGGCACUUUUUCGACAGAUAGCGCAGCUACUUAUGUGUCGCCCUCGUCCAUUAUAACCGACGGCCUACGUUCCAACCCUCCCACUGAGACGGACAAGAAGCUCUCCCGUGCCAUUUCCGCCCCUGUGCGUAGUUCCCGACGCGUGAUGAUCCGUCCCGCAGACUUGGUCAUCAACAAAGGGGGCCACGAUCAUAAGCUGUUCCGGGAGAAUAUCGUCAGCACGCCCUACCCGGCAAGAAAAAGUAGCCACGUGGAGAUUGAUGGCAUACUUGGGGUCUCAGCUUCGCAUUCUCCGCAAAAGGAGGGAAACAAUGGCAAGAAGACGUCGAAGCUGAGGCGAUCGAGGCCUCUGUCGCAUACUGCUGAAAGAUCCGAACCGGACGACGAGACGGCUGAUAUUGCGGAUCCCUUUGAUACGAGCUCCGCGAACGAGAAAGCGCCAAAGAUCCCCUUUUCCACUAAACCCACACCCCUACUAAGCGCGACAGCACCCGUGACUGCCCAAUCCGACCGCUUCCCCUCGCCCUCUGCGCCAGAGACCGUCUUCGUGGAGCUCCGACUCGCUCGCCACCCUUCCGCGCGCGUGACCGUAGAGAUCGAGGUGACGGACAAAGCGACCUUUGACGACGAACAACUCUUCACCGUCCUGCGAGAGCACUACAUCAACAAACUUCUGGGGAAAGCACGAUGGUGGUUCUGCGCCAGAACCAUCGAGGAUGCGAGCCUGGCCUGGGGCAGAGACCUAGAGGAUUCCGCAACGUUGAGCUCUAACUCUCCAAGAACGUCCGGACUCUGGCACACCCACCACAACGCCGCCAGCAGUGGCACGAAUCGGGACUUUGAUCCCGCCGACUUCGUCCGCCAUCUCCGCACACCGCGCCUUGGCCGCCGGCGAAAGGUGUGGCUUCUCUGGCUCCGCAACGCCCAACAGCACGGAUACACCGCUGGGACGGGAUCGAGUCGAGGUCGUCGAUCCUAUCUUCCCGCGACGGUGGGCGUCGGUUUCAGCAAUAGUCCAAGCACUAGUACGGGCAACAGCACCAACACCAACCACAGCCCGCAGGACGAAAAUUCGUCCACAAGCCCGGUCUUUUCGUUCACGCACUCGCGCCAGAACAGCGCGGCGAACCAAGCCCAGCUUCAGCCGCAGCACCUCCACAUCCACCUCGACCAAGUGGCACAGGCAGACAAGUCGCCGACGCAGGAAUACCGCGGCGUGGUGUCGAAACAGCCGAGCCUCUCCCUAGGUCGGAUGCCGUUUAGUCCACCUGACACCCGCUGGCAAUCCCACCCGCAAACUCCCUCCUUCCCAACGUCAUUCAACCGCUCGAGAACCCUUGCCAUGUCGUCUUCCUAUCGACCAUCUGCAUACUCACCGGCAUACCCACAUCAUCCUGAAAGUCACCUGGUGGCCUCCUCCCCACCAUCAAUCUCCCUGCACCACAGAAUUUCGGUCAAGGCCACCGCGCUCUUCAUGUGCCUCGUGCUCUUCCUCGCCCUCCUCACGACCAUCCUCUGGAUCCUCUUCGGCUACCCCGGCCGGAGCGCCACGCAGGGCAACGGCACGACGAUGGUCGCGGGCGAGGAGUUUGAUGUCCCCUGGCGGAGGGACGCUCAGGCGCGCGUUGGCGUCGGGUUGGUCAUGGGAGUCAUGGUCGUGCUUGUGGGCGCGGUGCUUGAGGGCGGGUGGGUCUGGGCGAGUUGGGUGCUUGUGUAG